Clarias gariepinus (North African catfish) is the source of this 4039-nucleotide messenger RNA. RefSeq names its product syntaxin binding protein 3 (gene stxbp3). The record is from RefSeq and is a predicted model, not a curated record. Gene Ontology annotation, molecular function: syntaxin binding. The transcript is spliced from 19 exons. NCBI's taxonomy places the organism in Eukaryota, Metazoa, Chordata, Actinopteri, Siluriformes, Clariidae. The coding region runs from base 30 to 1814 and encodes 594 amino acids. Gene Ontology annotation, cellular component: secretory granule; plasma membrane. Gene Ontology annotation, biological process: neurotransmitter secretion; vesicle-mediated transport; intracellular protein transport.
CGAGCCUGUAGGUUAAAACAAGCAGCAAAAUGGCGUCGGGCGCAGACCACGGGCUGAAGAAAAUAGUUUGGCAAAGGAUCAAAGACACUAUUAUAGCAGACUGCAGAAAAUCUGAAGUAUGGAAGAUCAUGAUGCUGGAUGCCUUCACCACUCGGCUCCUGACGUCCUGCUGCAAGAUGUCCGACCUGAUGUCCGAGGGCAUCACAAUUGUAGAGGAUUUGUUCAAAAGCAGAGAGCCAGUCAAGGAAAUGAAGGCUGUCUACUUCAUGUCUCCGACUGUGAAGUGUGUAGAUGCAUUCAUAGAUGACUUCAAGCUUACGCCCAAGUACAAAUCUGCCUACGUCUACUUUACUGACUACUGUCCAGAUGAGCUGUUCAACAAAAUGAAAACAUUCUGUGCAAAGCACAUCAAAGUGUGUAAAGAGAUCAACAUCUCCUUCCUUCCCUUAGAGACUCAAGUGUUUACUUGUGACAACCCUGAGGCCUUCAAAAACAUGUACAGCAAAAGCAGUCAGAAUCAAGGCCAGACCCUUGAGAGAAUCGCAGAUCAAAUCGUCAGUCUGUGCGCCACCCUGGAUGAGUACCCCGGGGUCCGUUACAGGAAGGAUUCGAUGAUGGAUUAUGCCAAAUCGCUGGCUGAGCUUGUGGACAAAAAACUAGCACGACAUUACGAGCUGGACGAAAUCAGCAAGAAGAAGGAAAAGACUCAAGCCCAGCUAAUUAUUGUAGACCGUGGGUUUGACCCCGUGAGCCCGAUACUACACGAGCUGACGUACCAGGCCAUGGCAUAUGACCUCAUACCCAUCACCAAUGACACCUACAAGUACAAAGCGAAAGACGGAUCAGAGAGAGAAGCCAUAUUGAACGAAAACGACGAGCUAUGGAUAAAUCUGCGACACAUGCACAUCGCUGAGGUCACCGAGCAAAUUCCCAAACAGGUGAAGGCGAUCUCCGCAAACAAGAAGCAGCCUGACGGAAAGAUCUCGAUAGGAGGGCUAGCCCAGCUCAUGAAGCAGAUGCCAUCGUUCCGUAAGCAGGUCUCUCAGAAAACAGUUCAUCUCACUCUAGCUGAGGAUUGCAUGAACAAGUUCCAGAGCUCAGUGGAGAAGCUUUGCAAAGCAGAGCAGGACCUCGCCGUCGGUGCUGACGUAGAAGGUCAGAAGGUGAAGGACCCCAUGAGGACCCUGCUGCCCAUCCUGCUGAACCCCCACAGCUCCCACGAUAAGAUCCGUGCCGUGUUGCUCUACAUCUUCAGCCUCAAUGGAACGACCGAGGAGAACCUGAGCAAGUUAAUUCAGCACGUGAAGAUCGAGACGGAGCCGGAGUACAUCACCAACUGGAAAGACUUAGGGGUGCCUAUCAUCAGCUCAUCAAGCCUGUUCUCUUCCCGUAAGCCAUCCAGAAGAGAUCGCUCGCAGGAGGAGACAUACAACCUCUCAAGAUGGACACCAGUCAUCAAAGAUGUGAUGGAGGAUGUGGUGGAGAACAAAUUGGACACGAGUAAUUGGCCGCAUAUGUCCGAGUGUCCUGCUGCGUGGAACGGAUCCCGAGCCGUGAGCGCAAGGCAGCAGAAGCAUAAGCCAGGCCCGGACGACCACAGAAGCGGCACCCGCCUCAUCAUCUUUAUCCUGGGCGGAGUCAGCUACUCUGAGAUGCGCUGUGCCUAUGAGGUCACCAAAUCCAACAAAACCUGCGAGGUCAUCAUCGGUUCCACUCACGUCCUAACUCCAUCCAAGCUGCUGGAUGACAUUCGAGACCUGAGCAAAAAACCCAUGGAGACUUUCACAAUUGUGGACGAGAAAGUCAGCUGUUGAGCGCCAACAUCGAAAAACCCCCUCACACUCCCUCACCUCGUCUUCCUUCCGCCUUCAUCUUAAUCCCAUUUUAUUUUCCUUCACUCAGCAUCACUGUUAUGGAGGACGGAAGGGAGCUCAGAUGUGAUCAGAUCAGUUUUAAAAGCCAGCUGUAUCAAGGCUCUAAUGGACGAAAUGGGUGCACUGGAUGGAGGUCCAUAAGUAUCGGAUCUCUUCAUAUAGCUUGAAUAAACGCUCUAAUGUUUGUAUGAUUCCAGAUAUGAUGAGCUUAUAAGAGGAACAUCAGGUCUUCGAUUGAGGUAUCCAUUAAAGGGAUGCUUCAGUGACCAAGACAGCGUGCGCCGCUUUCCUCGACUUUCAGUGUCUGAGGUUUGCUUUUUGCGAGAGGAGUGUAGAGGUCUGUCUCGCCCAAAAUGCCUUCAUAAAGACUGAACUCGAGCAAAACUUCAUCUGUUUCAAUCGUUAUCAUGGACAUUAACAAAACAUUGCAUCCAUUCUUGAUUGGUCAGAAAGCGUUGAUUAUUUCUCCAUAACAAAUCUGUCAGUAUGCACUUGUUCUAAUAUAGUAACCAUUAAGGUUUAUGAAAGGAGUCUACAGUGUGAACAAUUUGCAACAGCAGCAAGUUUAACAUGACAAGCUGUUGACGCAAUGUGUAGUAGCUAUGACAGAAUCUAACUCGCUCAAAUUUUCUUUAAAAGGAUAAAGAUUUAUUAAAAAGCUUGACGAUGUUUGCACUUGUUUGGGGUGUAAGAACCAUAUGAAUACGUCCCUGUUGUAGAAAAAAAAAAACAAUGUCUGAUUCUUGUGGUUCAACACGGCCGCCUCUGGAACAUCAACACGUACAAAUAUGCUCGAGUUCAACGAAAAGUCAAGUGCGUGUUGAAGUUUAAGAGAGUUUUUGGGUGAGAACGAUUUUCGUCACCUCAUGGCUGCACCAGCUUUAUGGGAAAUAAAUCAGAACACCAUGCACGUUUAAAUUAGACCUCUCAGUCAAGCAACUCUUUAAGAGACAUGACCCACAAGAACAUCUUUAUAAGGCUGAUCAUUCCUGUAAGUAUUCAAUAUAAAAGCUGUUCUAACUCUCACACUAUCUGUUGCUUAUUUAACGUCCUCGCGUGUUUAUCCGUUACACUAAAUCACUGUUAAGCGUUCACACUGCUGCGUUUCUGUCUUUGGUUCUGUAACGAUUCCUGUGUGACUGGAGUCCAGCUUUUACAAAUCUACUCCUUAUUUGAAUUGGGUUCUGAGGAGUGGAAUUUAUCGGAGCAGUAUAGGCGCAGAAAUUGUACAUGAUCUGCUGUAUAAGUUACCGUCUGGUUUAAAGACAUCAGAAGUGAUGUUAUACAGAGUAAGAUCGUUCGAGGGCUGCACUAUAGAGAUGAGCAAAGAGCGUUGGAUCCUCAAAUUAUACAAAAUGAUAGAUUUUUACAUUUUAAAUUUUUUCUUUAGUCUAAUCACUUGAAUUCUCUUUAUCUCCUUGAAUUACUAGAAAUGAGUGAUUAUACUAAAAAAACAUUGAUGCUGUAUGUUGAAGCACAGGAUUACACCUCAACUCAAUCAGAUGAGAUGGUUAGUGUCUGAGAUUAGAUUUUUUUUAUUUUUUAUAUAAAUUAAAGUGAAAAGGCCAAUAUAUCUUGCUUUUAUUUUUUCCCUUUCUGGACCAAUAACCAGCACACAUUAUAUACACACAGUCCUAUAAGACAUUUAUGGUGUUUUUUUUCAUGAUUUAUGACUUCUUAUGAUAAUUCUAGUCUACCUAGGCAGUAACAUGGGUUCAUUUGCUGAUCGUAACUAAGACCAUGUGUUAAAUCAUUGUGUUUUCAUAUGGGGUGCCUAAACGUUUUUUAAGCACUGUCGCCUUGCACCUCCUUGGUCCGGGUUUAAUUUCCAGCCAGGCUCGAUUCCCACCUCUGUGUGCAUGAAGUUUGCAGUUGUUCUUCCCGUUCUUUGGUGGGUUUUCUCUGGGUAUGCCGGUUUCCUCCCACAAUCUAAAGACAUGCAGAUUAUGCUAAUUGGCGUUCCCAGAUUGCCUGUAGUGUGAAUGAAUGUGUGUGUGCCCUGCGAUGGAUUGGCACCCUGUCCAGGGUGUACCCCGCUUCGUGCCCUAAGUCUCCUGGGAUAGGCUCCAGGUCACUGUGACCCUGAAUAUAAGCGGUAUAGAAGAUGAGUGAACUUUGAUGAGACUUUUUUUUUUUGUAUGGAAGUUUCAGCCGAUUGACUCCAU